AUCGCGAGAACAGAGCACGGGAUUUGUGAAGGCCGGGAUUUUCAUUCAUCAUACCGAGGUUGAACGAUGGCCACUCCGGACGUGCGGCUAAAUCAUACAAUCUACAUCAACAACUUGAAUGAGAAAAUCAAGAAAGAUGAGUUGAAAAAGUCGCUGUACGCCAUCUUCUCUCAGUUUGGACAGAUCUUGGACAUCUUGGUGGCACAAAACAUUAAAAUGAAGGGUCAAGCCUUUGUUAUUUUCAAAGAGGUUAACAGCGCUUCAAAUGCUCUGAGAUCCAUGCAGGGAUUUCCUUUCUAUGACAAACCCAUGCGAAUCCAGUAUGCCAAGAUGGACUCGGACAUCAUAGCUAAAAUGAAAGGGACAUAUGUGGAGCGUGACCGUAAAAAGGAGAAGAAGAAGAUCAAAGGAGCCGAUACAGCUGGAGCUAAGAAGGGUGUACCGGGAGCUGCUGCACCCAUGGUUGCUGGUGUACCUGCUGCCAUGCCUGGAAUGCCUCCAAUGAGCCAGGCUCCACGUAUGAUGCACAUGCCAGGCCAGCCACCUUAUAUGCCCCCUCCUGGCAUGAUGCCUCCUCCGGGCAUGGCACCUGGCCAGAUGAUGCCCGGACAGAUGCCUGGACAAAUGCCCCAGCAGGUUGCAGAAAAUCCUCCGAAUCACAUCCUCUUCCUCACCAACUUGCCAGAGGAAACAAACGAGCUCAUGCUCUCCAUGCUCUUCAACCAGUUCCCCGGGUUCAAGGAGGUGCGUCUGGUCCCUGGUCGCCACGACAUCGCCUUUGUGGAGUUUGACAAUGAAGUGCAGGCCGGCGCCGCACGAGACGCACUGCAAGGCUUUAAGAUCACACAGGCAAACGCCAUGAAGAUUUCAUUCGCUAAGAAAUAACCUCUUAAGACCGUUGUUUCUUGCGUGCUCACACACACACACACAGGGCUUUUUAAUAAUGUUCAGCAGUGACCCAAACUGAGACAUUUCUUAGAGAAAUUGACAUUUGCUGAUCAUUGCAGCACGAGCGGUGUACUUUUCUCUUCUUCUUCGAGGAUUACAUGUAAGUAUACGUGUAGGGGUAUCGCAGCUGGUUUUGACUUUAUACUGAAAUCCAUGUCAUCUCUUUUGGUUUGUUUGUUUUUACUGUUUGUGAUGAAGCAUUGCACCCAGGGUCUGGUCUACCAGACAUUGUACCUGGAGCUUUUUCUUUUUAUAAUUAAAACCUUUCUUUGAGACUGUG
Morone saxatilis (striped sea-bass) is the source of this 1228-nucleotide messenger RNA. RefSeq names its product small nuclear ribonucleoprotein polypeptide A (gene snrpa). Gene Ontology annotation, molecular function: U1 snRNA binding. Lineage: Eukaryota; Metazoa; Chordata; Actinopteri; Moronidae. Gene Ontology annotation, cellular component: U1 snRNP. The transcript is spliced from 7 exons. The coding region runs from base 67 to 885 and encodes 272 amino acids. Gene Ontology annotation, biological process: mRNA splicing, via spliceosome. The record is from RefSeq and is a predicted model, not a curated record.